Molecule: messenger RNA, 938 nt
Organism: Musa acuminata AAA Group (dessert banana)
Lineage: Eukaryota; Viridiplantae; Streptophyta; Magnoliopsida; Zingiberales; Musaceae
Exons: 2
Coding region: 196-798 (200 amino acids)
Biological process (GO): translation
Cellular component (GO): ribosome
Molecular function (GO): structural constituent of ribosome; 5S rRNA binding
Source: RefSeq, a predicted model, not a curated record
ACGCAGAGAAAGUUUACAUGCGGUUGGUGAAUCCACCGUCCAUAGGAUCCACGUGGAAGCAACCUGAGCCUCUUAGUCUAACCGUUAAGAUGGGGUUAAAGGGGGUCAGAUCAUCUCCGUCAGAAUCCAGUGGCUGCUUUCCUCCCAUCAUCACCACCGCGCCGUCGCCGCCACCUAUUGCCUUCACACACUGGAAUGGCAGUAGCUUCGGCUUCUGUCGCUUCUUCUACGGCUGCUGCCAUUCUCUACUGCGUCUCUCCUUCCCCGGUUUAUUCUGGGACCAACAGAAGCCCUUUGGAGAAGCGGCCCUCUUCUCUUUCGUGGUCAUCGUCGAUCCCACUCGUGCCGAUCUCCUCUCAGCAGCUCCGCAAGCCACCCAGUUCAAUCACACCCAGUCGGCAGGUUGGUGUGGUUCAAGCAGCUUGGACUCGUAGAUCGAGAGAUGAAGCUGCGAAGAGACCCAAUAAAAAGUCAUGGAAGCAAAAAACAGAUAUGUAUAUGCGGCCUUUCUUGCUAAAUGUUUUCUUCUCUAAGAGAUUCAUUCAUGCAAAAGUGAUGCACAGGGGAACAAGUAAAGUUAUCUCUGUUGCAAGCACGAAUGCAAAGGAUCUCAGGAAUACUUUGCCAUCCCUGACCGACAAUGAUGCUUGUCGGACCAUUGGACAACUGAUUGCUGAAAGAUCGAAGGAUGCAGACGUAUUUGCACUAUCUUAUGAACCCAAGAAAAAUGAGAGAAUUGAAGGCAAGCUUGCGAUUGUACUCGACACCAUAAAGGAGAAUGGAAUCAUUUUUGUUUGAACGACUUUUAACUACCACAAUUCUGGCCAAGUGUGGAAGCAUAUGGACUAACUGUAUGUUAAUAUAUCUUGUGUAUCAGGCACCGCCUUUCCUUGUUUAGUGGAAUAUUUAUGAAUAUGAUCAGCAACCUGUUAAUACAA